Molecule: messenger RNA, 4899 nt
Organism: Pantherophis guttatus
Lineage: Eukaryota; Metazoa; Chordata; Lepidosauria; Squamata; Colubridae
Gene: SLC60A2
Product: solute carrier family 60 member 2
Biological process (GO): transmembrane transport
Molecular function (GO): D-glucose transmembrane transporter activity
Source: RefSeq, a predicted model, not a curated record
CGCCUUCGCUUCAGUGGGCGUCGGUCACGUCAAUAACCGGAGAGGCGAAUUAAUUCGCCUGAAGUCAGCCAACGGAGCAUUCGCCAACCUCGGCGUGAAAGGGAGGCGUUUUUGCAGCGACAGCCUCCGCACCGUAAACAGCUGCUUUCCGGUGCUUUCUGGGAAUUGUAAUCUUAAGGUGAAAGGCGCUCCUUUCGCCUGCCAUGAUGCCGGCGGCUCCGGGAUUAGUCGGUCACGUGUCGCCUGUCUGGGUCUGCAGCGGCGGCCUUCGGGUGUGAGACAUAUGGCGGGAGGUGCAAAGAAGCAGGUCCGCUUUGCCCGGCUGGAAGAAGAGGGAGCGCGAGAAGAAGCGGGAGCCCUCGGGGAGGAUGCGGCCGCUGGAGAGUCGCCGCCUGGAAGCUCGGCGCCGCUUGCCCUUCAGCCGGUCGUAAAGGUGGCCGAUGGCAGCGGCCGAAGAAGCCGGGCAGGUGGUGGCCUUGGCGCGGGAAAGCAGGCGGCGGCGGUGGCGGCUUCCCGGCGGGCACUGAAGUGGUGCAUUUCGGCUGCUCUUUGCGCCGCUUUCCUGGGCCUGGGGAUGGCUAUUGCUAUUCUAGGACCAACAUUUCAAGAUUUAGCUGCAAAUGUGAACAAAAAUGUCAGUCAAAUUUCAUAUAUCUUCGUAGGCCGUUCAAUGGGAUACUUUAGUGGUUCUCUAAUUGGUGGAAUUCUUUUUGACUGCAUGAACUCCAAGUUACUUUUGGGCUUCUCUAUGCUGGGUACAACAGUAGGUCUAUAUGCUAUUCCAUGGUGUAAGAACGCCAUCUUGUUAACAAUCGUGAUGUCCAUCAUUGGUUUUGCAAUGGGAAUUCUGGAUACAGGUGGGAAUGUUCUGGCUUUGGACACAUGGCAAGCAGAAGCUGGUCCUCACAUACAGGCCUUGCAUUUCAGUUUUGCCCUUGGAGCUUUUGUAGCUCCCAUCCUGGCGAAGAUGGUACUGGGUGGCUCUGCCUUUGAAUUGCAGAUACAUCUGGGUAGCAAUAUUAAUAACGAGUCAGCUAUGAAUUCUCCUCCUGGGGCUACGUUGUUGCCGAAGCUUCAUUUAAACUGGAAUUUUGUGUGGUCUUAUGCUGUGAUUGGCACUUACCUCUUACUCGUCGCAUUGUUUUUCUUUACUUUAUAUUUGAGGAGCAUUCCUGUUCGAGAUAGAACAAAACUUUCCAUGCAGAAAUACCAAAUCGCGAAAUAUCACCGUGCUCUCAUAGUACUUCUUUCUGUGUUUUUUUUUUGGUACGUUGGAGCAGAGGUAACUUAUGGCUCCUACAUUUUUACUUACGCAAAAACCUAUGCUCUUAUGAAAGAAACGGAAGCAGCAGGGUUGAACUCUCUCUUUUGGGGAACCUUUGCAGCUUGCAGAGGAUUGGCAAUCUGCUUUGCGACCUGCUCUUAUCCUGGAUCUAUGAUCCUAAUAAGUAUCAUAGGCUCUACUGUGUCAUCACUCUUUCUGGUCCUCUUCAAUGUACAUACAGUUGCUCUGUGGGUCGGUUCCGCGGUGUAUGGUGCUUCAAUGGCUACUAUCUUUCCCAGUGGCAUAUCUUGGAUAGAGCAGUACACCACUAUUCAAGGGAAAUCUGCAGCAAUGUUUGUCAUGGGUGCAGCUCUAGGAGAAAUGUGUAUUCCUGCGGCGGUUGGCUUCCUUCAAGGAUAUUUUCCCACUCUCCCAGUGCUCAUGUACACUGCAUUGGGAGCAGCUGUCAUGACAGCAGUACUGUUCCCUGUGAUGUGUAAAUUAGCGGCAUCAAAUGAUGAUGCUAAAUUGAAGGAUGCGGGAGAUGGGGAAGUUCAAGAAGCGUUAUUGUCCAGCACUUAUCCUGAAGACGACGAGGAGGAUAAUGAAAUCAGAGAAUGGAAUGAAGUAGACUUUGAAAUAAUUGAGAUGAAUGACACACUCCAGAACUCUGCCAUAGAGACCUCUAAGAAAAUCCAAGGAGAAUUUACUACCACCAUCUCAAGCCAGCCUCCUUCAGAGAAUUUGUCAUUUAAUUCUUCUCCUGUACUUGCUGUCAGAUCCCCAAAACAGAAGAGUUCAAAUAAGAAUGAUUAAAUUGUCUUAUUGUAGUGCAAAAAAAAAAAAAAAUUCAGGAGAUCAGAAUUUCAACUUUAAGAUCAUAUAUUCUUUCAGUAUUGGUGGGAAGUUUGCUGACUUCUAAGCAAGGCCUUUUUAUUUUAAAGUCUGAAAGGAGUGGAACCCCUUAGUUUAACCAUGAGAAUGCUGAAAGACAAAGUAGAAUAUUUCCUAAAUUUCUUCUUUUAAUAUUUUUUCAGGAAAGUGUGAAAACUGUAAUUAGAAUGAAUAAACAGAACUUGUUUUCUACUCCAGUGGUCCCCAACCUUUACGGAUCGGCGGAUCCGAGGGGACGGUAGGUGGAGAGGGGAUGGUUUCGUGUGUGUGGCACUUCCACCAAUGUAGCUUUGUGCAUGCACAUGCUCGCCCACUGCUUGUGCAGCCCGGUUACCAAUGGGCCACUGUCUGGCUCCGGGUCGUGGACCAGGGGUUGGGGACUCUUGUUCUCCUCAUUGUUGGCUUAUAAAAUGAUGCUUAUAAUUUGUGUACUGUCCUACAAGUAGCUGAAGAAUAAGAAUCUUCAAUUCAUUGAGGUCAUUCUGGAAACAAGAUAAAUCUGGAAAAUCAAUCCUUGAAGAUCUCUGCAUUUCUAACUCAACAGUUUCAUGUGUUUAGAUUGAAUUCUAAAUAUAUUCUAUCCUAUUUAACAAAAAGAAUUAUUUUUUUUAAAAAUAAGUACAUGACCACAGUUAUGGUUAAAUUAGCAAAUACGUACCGUAUUUUUCCGAGGAUAAGAUGCACCUUUUUCCCCCCUAAAAGGGGGUGAAAAUUUAGGUGUGUUUUAUACACCAAAUGUAGCCCUGCCCACCCACUGGCCCCCACCCUUUGGCCUCUGCCUCGCAGCAGUUAUCUCCUUGCAAGCAAACAGCAAGAAAAAGCAGCUCCUUUCAGCUUCAGCACAGCCUAAUUAGCAGGUUGAUUGGAUCUGCCUCCUGACUCUCAGCUGAUUUGCUCUCAGCUGUUUUGUGCAGGGCUCUACUGCUUGCUGCAAAGAGGUAAAUUGCUGGAGCAGAUUUUUUUUCCCUUGUGCUAAUCAAGCUAUGCUGAAAACGAAAAUGAAAGUAAAGCAGGCUGUUUGCUGCACCCAGGCAAAAUUGCUCAGAGGCAGAUUUCUUUUUCUUCUUUUCCUCACCAAAAAAGAUAGGUGCGUCUUAUAGUCCGGUGCAUCUUAUACUUCAAAAAAUACGGUAUUUUAAAAUUUUGCUCAGAAGCACUUUGUAUAAUGGAAAUAAUUGCUGAAAAGGAUUUGAGUUUAUACUGAUAUAACAGUUACAGUGACUCUGUGAACUGAAUAAACUGGAGUUAAGAUUGCUCAUCGAGUUUAGCAACGAUGCAGAAUAAUCUCAGGUCAUGCUUGCAAAGCAGAGGGAAGGUCACCUGCAAUACCAAGAGGAAUCCCAUGGCUGCUUUGGGAUUUCUGAAAUAAGUGUUGUAGUCCAUUGCAGACUUUAAGGGGUAAGGAAGGUGAAUUUGCGUCUUAGAAAUUUGAUCAUUUCAAAAUGUAAACUGGGUUGUUUUUCCCUACCCGCAUUUUCAAGCACGGAAUUAUAAUUUAAAAUAAAAGGGUGUGUUUGUUGUCAUCCCAGCCGCACUAUUAAGUGACCUUAUAUUUAAAUAGCAUGAUAUUGUGGUACUUGAUAUGUUCAUGUAACUUCUUGGAUAAUUCAGUUUUAAAAUUAAAAACUAAGGAACUUCCCUUCAGAGAUGUUCUAUUAUAAAGUAAAAAUCAGUAAAAAUCUGAUGGUAUCUUUCGAAAACCAACCUUCAGCAAAUUGUUAAGAUAUAGUGGACAUAACUAUAAUUGAAAAUUCUAAAUCUAUCAAGAGUUGGUGAUAUGCACUGAAGCCACCUUUCCCAAUUUGUGCCUUCUAGAUGUGUUUGACUGCAGCAUUCAUGAUUCCGAAUCAGCAGGAUCUUUGUGUUGGGUAAAGAUUAAAGGAAUUUAAAACCAUAAUAUGUAGACAUAAUCAGAUUGGGGAGGCUAAUUGAAAAAGUGACUUUCUUAAAAAUUAAAUAUUGUCAUUGUGAAAAGAAAAACCAGUGCUAAUUAUCUCUACAGUACCAGUAUUUUCUAUUCAGAAAGCCUUAUUGUGGCUAGCGUUGGAGAAAUAAUGUUGAAAUUUUGAUCAUUUAAAAAAAAAUCUUGAUCAAAAUAUAUUCACUGAUAAUAUUUUUACUGCCAGAAUUAGAUGCUUGCAAGUGUAAAAUGAAUACCAGAUGUGAUUAAAAUGCAAUGUUAGUGUUUCUAUACCACUGUAAAUGAUGAUUGAGUUGUAAUGACGAGGAUCAUUUUAAUUAUUCUUAUUCUUACUAGAUAAUUAACUACUGCUGCAGCUUUUGUAAUAGGCUGCCUGAAGUUACUGAAUAUUAAUAUACAUGUGGAAUAGACACUUUGAGAGUUUGGAAUCUGUCUUCUCUCUGUACACCAAUAAACACGACUGAAGUUAUUCUGAGGGCAUUUUGAGUGCAGAUCAAAUUGUGGGGAAAGUAGACCAAGGGAACCUGAUGGCUAUGAGUGGCCGUUGUCUUACCUAUCGUUGAAUGUGACCCUUAAUAUCACUAGGGGAGAUCAUGUCUCCCAACAGUGUAUGUAUAUUACAUCUUUUUGGAUGUCUGCAUGUUAAAAGUUAAUAGUACAAAAAACUAUGAAUCACUUUGACUUAUACCUUUUGAUACUUCGUUCUAUUCUACAGUAUGUUAUUUGCCCUAAGUAUUGCAAUUAUUGCUUGGAUAUUUUUUUUUCUUGUGUGUUUCCAGUGUUACAAUAAUUUUGUAAUAAAAAUGAAAUAGUGUAUUUA